Messenger RNA from Lodderomyces orthopsilosis Co 90-125, 849 nucleotides. It is a transcript of the gene SUR7, whose product is annotated as Sur7p. Gene Ontology annotation, cellular component: plasma membrane; cell cortex; membrane raft. Lineage: Eukaryota; Fungi; Ascomycota; Pichiomycetes; Serinales; Debaryomycetaceae. Gene Ontology annotation, biological process: fungal-type cell wall organization; endocytosis; cortical actin cytoskeleton organization. The record is from RefSeq and is a predicted model, not a curated record. Bases 1 to 849 code for a protein of 282 amino acids. The transcript has a single exon.
AUGAGAGUAAUCAAUACAUUCUUCAACUUAUUUUUUCUAGCCGGCGCAUGUCUAUUGCUCAUUUUCACAGUAUUGGCCGGUUCAUCGAAACAUUUCCCCUUGAACAAAUUCUAUUGGUUAGAAGCCGAUACUUCAAAUAUCCCCAAUUCACCAGCAAACACAUCAGCAUGGACCUUCUGGGGUGUAUGUGACAAGAACGAUUAUUCCAAUUGUAAAUUAGGACCAGCUUACCCCAUUUCUCCCGAGGACAAUUUCGAUACUACGAGAAAUGUACCACUGGAUUUCUUGGAUAAUCAAUCAACGUAUUAUUACUUGAGUAGAUUUGCAUUUGCAUUUUGUUUAAUUGCUUUGGGAUUCAGUGGAUUGGCUUUAAUUAUCGAUAUUUUGGGCUUUUGCUUUACAAUUAUUGACAAAGUUGUCAUGUUUCUUGUUACUGUUGCAUUGUUUUUCAUGGCCGCUUUUGCAUCUUUCCAAACUGCAGUUACUGUAUUGGCCAAAAAUGCAUUUUCAAAUGAUGAUAGACAUGCCAAAGUUGGUGCUAAAGCCAUGGGUAUUAUGUGGGCAGCAUUCGUAUGCUUGGUAAUUUGUUGGGUAUUGACAUUUGCUGCUAAUAUCAGCAACAGUUACAAAAAGCACAUGGCUAGAGUCAAUCAACAAAAACAAGAGAAAGAAGGUGUGUAUGAUAAUGAUAGACAACAAGGAUAUCCAAAGGGUGUUGCUGCUACUCGUGAUGAUUCUUCUUUUACUAGAGCAGAAGUUAGAGAUGAGGAUGAUGCAAACAAUGGUGGUGGAAUUAGAUUUUUCAAAAUAAAGAGAAAUCAGAAAGCAGUUGAAGAUGAAUCUGUAUAA